This is a messenger RNA of Cornus florida, 819 nucleotides long. RefSeq lists its product as uncharacterized. The record is from RefSeq and is a predicted model, not a curated record. Gene Ontology annotation, molecular function: nucleic acid binding; zinc ion binding. The coding region runs from base 1 to 819 and encodes 272 amino acids. The transcript has a single exon. NCBI's taxonomy places the organism in Eukaryota, Viridiplantae, Streptophyta, Magnoliopsida, Cornales, Cornaceae.
AUGAAUCCUACUGCAAUUACUGGUUACUUGUCUGGUAUUGAGGCUUUAAGUGGAACAAAUUUUAAGAAAUGGAAGGAACAUAUUGGAAUUGUUCUCGGUUGUAUGGAUUUAGACUAUGCAUUACGGGAGCCUGCACCUAUAAAGCUUACUGUUGAAAGUACUAUAGAACAAAAGGCUUUAUAUGAAAAAUGGGAGUGCUCUAAUCGCAUGAGUCUAAUGAUUAUGAAAAGCUCAAUUAUGCCUACAAUUAGAGGAGCCAUUUUUGACUCUGAUAAUGCAAUGAGCUAUAUGAAAUCAGUUGAAGAACAAUUUUUAGGUACUUCCAAAUCUGUUGCUAGUACUCUAAUGAUGAAAAUGAUGACAAUGAAAUAUAAUGGUCAAAGUGGUGUUCCUGAGCAUAUCAUGAAGAUGAAUGAUAUGGCCUCUCAAUUGAAAGGAAUGGACAUGGAAAUCUCUGAAGGAUUUCUCGUUCACUUCAUGAUGACUUCUCUUCCUGCCCAAUUUGGUCCAUUUAAAAUUAAUUAUAAUACGCAGAAAAAGAAGUGGAAGAUGAGCGAGUUGAUUGCCAUAUGUGUUCAAGAAGAAGAGAGGCUCAAAGCUGAAAAACCCGAUAUGGCUCACCUUAUCAUUGGGGGCCCAUAUAGAAGGAAGUUUAAGAAAGGUAAAGGUAAAAAAACUUCACAUGCUAAUGUUGAUGCUCACCAAGUCCAAAAGAAAGAUAAUAAGAUGCGUUGCCAUUUCUGUCAUAAGAAAGGUCAUGUGAGAAAAGAUUGUCAGGGUUUUAAAUCUUGGUUGGAAAAGAAAGGUAAAACCCAAUGA